AUGAUGAUGCUGCUGCUGCGAAAGCCCUGUCGGAUUGCCGUGGCGACGGUGGUCCUUCUUGCGCCAGAAGCAGGCGCCUUCUAUACGAUGCCACCACCAACCACCACCACCAACAGCGUGACCUCGAUGCUCUCAAGACCAUCAGCGGCAACCCGGCAGAGGCAUCCUAUUUCCAGCACCUGCCGCCGGCGCUCAUUGGCUCCACUGCGCAUGGCGGCAUCAUCGGAUGCUGCUGCUGCUGCUGGGGGUGAUGAUGAUCUACGAGGCAAGGUUGCAGUCGUGACGGGGUCGUCCAGAGGCAUCGGGAAGGGGAUAGCGGUGACACUCGGACAGCGUGGGUGCACGGUCUACGUUACAGGCCGAUCUGUUGGGGGCAAUACAACGGACAAGGAAAUAGGGGGAAGCUUGGAGGAGACCGCUGCCGAAAUCGAGGCCGCCGGCGGAAAAGGGAUCCCUGUUGCAUGUGACCACGCUAAAGACGAACAGGUGAAAGCGUUGUUCGAGAGGGUGGAGUCGGAGCAAGGCAGGCUGGACAUCCUCGUAAACAACGCCUUCGCGUUAGGCCCGGGCGAUCAACUCCAGGCCAAGUUCUGGACGCAGGGGGCGGACGCGUGGGACUCUCUGAUAACCGUGGGUCUUAGGAGCCACUACAUGGCCUCGUGCUUCGCGGCGCCCCUCAUGAUCAAGUCGGUGAAGGAUCGGGGCGGAAAGCCGGGCCUGAUCGCCUGCGUGAGCUCGUUCGGCGGCCUGGCCUACUCGUUCAACGUGGCCUACGGCGUGGGGAAGGCGGGGGUUGACCGUCUGGCGAAGGACAUGGCGAUAGAGCUGGAAGAGGAGAAAGUGGCCGUGGUAUCCGUGUACCCUGGGAUCGUCAAAACAGAGAAGAUGAAGAGCUUGAUGACGAAGAACCCUGCAGAGUUCGAGGCGAAUACAGGAAUCGCGUUGAGCUCUCCGAUGGAGACACCUUUCUUCACGGGCCGGGCGGUGGCGGCGCUCGCGGCAGAUCCCGAGAUCCUAAAGAAGACUGGCAAGGUGCAAAUCGUGGCCGAGCUAGCCAAGCAGUACGGCUUCACGGACGUCGGAGGAGACACGCCGCCCUCCAUCCGAUCUCUCCGUUUCCUGCUCCCGACCUACCUCUUCCCCAAGAUUUUGCCGGAGGGUACGAAAAUCGACACCAGUUCCGUGCCUGAUUGGUUGCUUCCGAUGUUCAUCAUGGCCAACGGCAAGCCCCCUUCGUGAUACUGCUUUCUCCUUAUGUGGGCUAUUCCCGCGAGAGUUCGAAUCUCUUCCUUGACGCCAAUGUCAAAAAGAGCGUACAGUAUCGUCUUCGACGGACUUUGAGAGAUUGUACCCCUACGAAAGGAUCUCCACUUUUUCUUUUUUUUUGUAAAUCUCUGCUGGGUUUUACCAUUUGUACGAGAAAUGUCGUCGGCCACACCGACGAACUCCUGCACAUCGGUCGCGUGGAGUUGCACGUGUAGAGAAAAAAAACAGGAACAUUCUUUUGUAAAAAACCCAGCUGAACCCGUGUACCAAUAAGAGAGUUCUGCUCGUUCGUGAAGCCUUCACCGAAAAUCGUACUUGAACUUGUGGGUCUUGAGCUGGCUUGGUGAACAUACAUAUGUAGGGAAACAGCUCAAGGUGCCC
Messenger RNA from Ectocarpus siliculosus, 1647 nucleotides. The record is from the annotation of a GenBank genome assembly. Lineage: Eukaryota; Phaeophyceae; Ectocarpales; Ectocarpaceae.